Messenger RNA from Ziziphus jujuba (common jujube), 2390 nucleotides. RefSeq names its product protein FAR1-RELATED SEQUENCE 5-like. NCBI's taxonomy places the organism in Eukaryota, Viridiplantae, Streptophyta, Magnoliopsida, Rosales, Rhamnaceae. The transcript is spliced from 3 exons. The record is from RefSeq and is a predicted model, not a curated record. The coding region runs from base 275 to 772 and encodes 165 amino acids.
GCGAGAAGAGUUAUUGAAGAGUUGGGAUCUUCCAGAGGAGUUAUCAAACGGGUCGGGAGUAUGGGCCACCAACGGCGACCCUUUCUCGGUAGUUCCUACUGAAUCACAGACCAAAGAUGCGGGGUUGGAAAAUUUAUAUGUAGAUACAUGGGAUAACGGAAUUCCACAAAGUAAUUAUGAUGAAGCAAACCCUAACAAAAAUGGAUUACAAUCCGAAUUGCUUGCUACAAUUGAGAAAAGGCAAGUUCAACUUAUACCUGUACCAGAAAAAGGGAUGGAGUUCUCAUCCGAGAAGGAGGCUUAUGAGUAUUACAAGAAGUAUGCUCAACAAAUUGGUUUCUCUGUAAGAAAAGGAAAGCUAAACCACUUGGCAAAUGGAACCAUUAGAAAACGAUAUUUGUUUUGUUCCAAAGAAGGUUUCAGAUCGACCAAGUCAUCAUCCAACAACAUAAAGAAGUACCAGAGAAGAGAAACAAGAACGGGUUGCAAAGCCAACAUCCAACUUACAGUUGAAGGUGGCAAGUGGUUGAUCUCCGAUGUGGUACUUGACCACAAUCAUGACCUUGACAGGUCAACAAUACAAUGGUCUCUAUGUAGUAGUGUAAAGGAGGAGAAUUUAUUCACUGGUUAUAACUCUAAGGAGCCUGAGCCUUCAACAGAACACCCUAUAGACCAUAUCAAUGCCUCAACCAAUAAAGAUGGUGGGGCUACAAACAACUUGGAUUACAAUAAUUACCUGCCUCAUAGCACCUUGAAUUCUCUACAACCAUAACAUGUUCAGAGCUUAAUAGAUUGCUUCAAACAUUUGCAAGUGGAAGAUCCCUCAUUUUUAUACACAAUCCAAGUUGAUGCUGAAAGCCACUCCACAAACUUCUUUUGGAGGGAUGGCAGGUCAAGGAUUGACUAUGAUUGUUUUGGUGACAUUCUACUUUUGACUUAAUCAUUUGAGGUGGUCCAGCUGGAAAGAUGCAAUAUGAUUUGUGCAUCGUUUUAGGGCGUUAAUCAUCAUCAGCAAUGUAUCUUAUUUGGGUGUGCUUUGUUGCUUAAUGUAAGUAAAGACUCCUUUCUCUGGUUGUUGAAAACUUUUAUGGAAACAAUGGGUAACUGUCCGCCAAAAACAAUCUAUACCGACGAGUCUGAAGCCAUUGCUAGUGUAGUAAAGGUGGUGUUUCCAGAGACAGAGUACCGUCUUGGUAUGUGUUAUAUCACUGAAAAUGCUAAAAAACACCUUUCCACAUGUUAUGAGCGCUGCCUUAAUUUUGAGAGCACUUUCAAUAGAUGUAUCUUUGAAUGUUCUUCAAAGCAAGAGUUUGAAUCAGAAUGGAAUUUGUUACUAGACAAAUAUGGCCUCCUAGGGAAUUCAUGGCUUAAUAGGCUAUUUGCGUUAUGCGAAAAAUGGUCUCAUUUGUUCUUUAACAAUAAGAAGACCUUCACUGCUGGAGUAGAAUCAAUAUUAAACAGCAUGACCAUUAAUACUGUUUUUCAAACUUCAGAGGGUACUGACAUCAUGACUUUACCCGGUUUUGUUCAACAAUGUGUUCAAGAAGCAGAGAAGAGGCGUUUAGAAGAAACAAAUGAAGAUUUUUGUACUUGCAAUGAAACAGUGUUUUCUAAAUCAAGAAAAGGGUUGGAGAAGCGAGGAGGAUAUAUAUACUGGCACAAUAUUGAGAAUGUUCAAGAAUGAAUAUGUUAAAAGCAUAAAACUAGAAAUGGAAGAAGUUACUAGUUUGGAAGGUGUUUCCAUGUUCAAAUUCAUAGAGAAAAGCUGCAAGAAGGAUGAAGGUGUUUCAUUAAUGUUUAAUAGUUCAGUUCCCUCCAUUGCAUGUGGUCGUGCAAAAUUCGAAUCAUUUGGUAUUCUAUGUAGUCAUUCUUUAAAGGUGCUCUGUGCAAAAAAUGUAUCUCAUAUACCAGAUAAAUAUGUGCUGAGGAGGUGGACAAAAUGUGCAAAAAAGGCGGUUGUGAUGGAAGACCAGAGAGAAGAGAUGGCUGGUGAGAGCAACAAGCAAUCAAGUUUGUAUUCAGGAAAACUCAUGCACAGAGCUUUACAUCUCAUUGCUAAGAGCGCACACCAAGGAAGGAGACAAGGAGAAUAAUGGAAGAUUGCCUAGAUACUGCACAGAAAAAGGUUGAAAAUGUUUUGAAAACAAAAGGGAUUAAGUAUUUGAGCUUAAAAAAUGUCGAAGUUGAUUGUGAAGAUGGCUGUGAUAGCAUAGACGACUGUGGUAGUUACAAAGCAAGGAAAAGGAUUGGAUCAAAUUCCUCUUUUAUCAAUCAAGAGGAAGGAAGAAAGAAAAAGAAAUGACAAAUAACAUAUAGUAAGUGAGAUCAAUCAACAUUUUCCUUAAUUCUAUCUUUUUCAGUACUAAACAUAAGUCUUUGAUGUUUAAGAG